UUUAGAUCUUAAAAUCGGAGGGUUUUGAACCUGUCGCGGAGUUCUGAGAUCUUACAUAUGAGAAACAUUGAGCUUUUUCCGGACUUUCGAGGGAUUUUUGGCUAUUUUUUCCUGACAAAUGGAGUGGGUUUUGGAUUUUCGGUGUCGGAAUUUCGAAUAUCUAGCUUCGAUCGGAGCCAUUUCUCAGGAAUUUGGCUGGUUUUGGAUCUUAUCCUGGUUUCGUUCCAGAUGUGGCGUUGCAAUCGCGGAUCUCGAAGGGAUCGGAGUAAGCAUGAAUCGCUGCGCGAUGCAACAGCCGCACGCCUUCGCCGCCUGCGAAGAGAAUAGGGCAACCUUCGCUGUCGCCGAGCGGAGACCGCCGGUCUUUUGCCCCAAACCCCGGCGGUUGAGCCCGUUAUCUGCUGUCGCUGAUCCUGUGAGACCUCUUUGGUGGCACUCGAGUUAUCAGAUAGACUUCUCCGAUUCGAAGGCUGGGGCAGAUCUCCUUGACAUAUUUCAAUUGACGGGCGGAGACCAGAAUCAAGUAGCUUCGUCGCCACCCUUCUUCUCCGGCUCUCCGCCGAGCCGGGCGUCGAACCCCGUCGUUCAUGACUCCCGUUUCUGCGGCGACCGCCCACCGGCACCCUUCGCCUCCUCACCUUUAAUCCAAUCUAACUCGCCAAUAUCCCCCAACUACGGCUUCACCAUCGCCAAGUUUGGCUUGGUCCCAGCGGCCAUCCGCGUCGAGGGCUUUGACUGCCUCGACCGUGGCCGCCGGAGGAGCUGCAGCAGCAUCACCGCCGUGGCCUAAGCCAAACUCCCGAUCUCCUUUUGGAGCUCUACUCUACCAAAUAACACCAACCAACCAAUCAAUCCCCCUAAAAUUAGCUUCUUAACAUAGCAUCAACACAGAAUCCUAAGAAAUUUUGAAGUCGCCAUGGAUGGAGCUCUGAGGUACUUCGCAUGGCCUUGAGCUUUUCCUCUGCAACAUCACAUUUUUUCUAGCACCAAUCUUUCUGUUUGUAAUUUAAGUUCUUAUGUGCAUACGAAGAGAAGAAGAUGAAGGAGAAGAAAAAACCAAAUCUAUCUUUUCUGAUUCAGUUUUAAGGAUUAUUGUUGUAAAAAAAUCUUAGCUUUGCUCCUGAGGAGUGUAAAUAUUCACCAUGUAUAAAUAUAUAUGCUUGAAGCAUAUAAUCUAUCUUUCUUUUGUGCUA
Molecule: messenger RNA, 1193 nt
Organism: Zingiber officinale
Lineage: Eukaryota; Viridiplantae; Streptophyta; Magnoliopsida; Zingiberales; Zingiberaceae
Exons: 4
Coding region: 119-790 (223 amino acids)
Source: RefSeq, a predicted model, not a curated record